This is a messenger RNA of Peronospora belbahrii, 453 nucleotides long. Lineage: Eukaryota; Oomycota; Peronosporomycetes; Peronosporales; Peronosporaceae. The record is from the annotation of a GenBank genome assembly.
AUGCUUUCGCAAAUCGAUUUCGUUUUUGAAAAAUUAGGAGUACCGACGAAAGAUCGAGACGAGCUUUUGUUUACGGCGCUUCAAUCGCACCUAGACGAUGAUGACAAGCUAGCAAGACUGGUUGCUGUGUCCAAACGCGACGAUUCUUCAAAGGACCUUGCGACUAGAAUGGAGCUUAUGCUGAAGUCGCGUGGGAAGAGUCUGGUGCCAGAUGAACUUCUACAAAGUCCGGAAUUGAGCACGUUUGUGGCUUUUGGAAAGCUGUUACAUGAAGAUGAGCAAAACAAAUGGAAAGACGUUUUGCUAGACAAAUUGAUGAGUAAAGAGCCUGAUCUGUUGACACUAGAGAAGAUUUUUGCAAAGCACAGUAAUGGCAUUAACGCGGAAGCUGUGCGAGUAUUAAAACUUCGACUGCUGGGGAAGAUCAAAGAGGAGAAGCUGGAUCAGGUGUAG